Messenger RNA from Oryza sativa Japonica Group (Japanese rice), 1065 nucleotides. RefSeq lists its product as uncharacterized. The record is from RefSeq and is a predicted model, not a curated record. Lineage: Eukaryota; Viridiplantae; Streptophyta; Magnoliopsida; Poales; Poaceae.
UUAGUUAGGAGUUGAGUUGACCAACUUAACUACCUUUCGCCGAGCUCGCGGAGAGAAGAAGGGAUUCCAGUGGAGCACGCGAUUUCCCAUCUGCUCGAUCCCCUCCUCCUCCUAGGGUUUCCUGCUCCUCCGCCCGCCUCGCCUUGCUGCUGCCGUUGUUGGUUGGUGCGAUGGCUCUCACUUCGGCUCAACGGAUUGCUCUCACUGUCUCUUUCUUUGGCCUUCUCUCCUUCUUACUUGGUGUCAUCGCAGAAAACAAGAAGCCUCCUUAUGGAACUCCUAUCAAAGGAAAGGAUGUUGUCAUCUGCAAGUUCCCAAGUGACCCAACUAUUGCAAUGGGAAGCCUCUCCGUGGUGUCACUUGUGUUAACCACCAUCGUAGGGCAUGCCGCUAUCUUCUAUCCAUACAAGAGCAAGUCUGUUCCUCGCGGAGCAUUAUUUCGAAGCGCCAGCUUAUCUGCGUUCUUCGUUAUUGCUGAGCUUGUCUCAGCUCUGGCGUUUGCAAUGUUGCUCUGGGCAACGGUCACCGAGGGUCUUCACCGAAGCAACAACAUCCACCAUGACCUGGAUACCCAGUGCCCUACUGCGAAGACUGGCCUCUUUGGAGGAGCCGCUUUCCUGGCCCUUGAUGCUGCUCUCUUCUGGCUUGUUUGCCAGAUGCUAGCUCUCAAUGCAAGGUCUGACUAUCUGGAUGAGGAUGACAAGGGCGAUUAUGGCCAGGUUUUUGCUUCUGAUGUUGAUGGCACAAAGGUCUGAGGCUUUGACUGGGCAGGGUUUCAUAUUUAGUGUCACUUAGCUAUAUUAUCUUAUCGACAAAGCUGGUUCGAUUAGCUCUCUAAAAUCUGUAGAUAUGUGCUAUGCCAGUUGCAAAGUCGUAUAUAUAAGGGUAUUUGCUCAUUGCACGUUUAAGCUUACGUUGUGAAACAAUAACAGUAUUCUCAGUAUGGUCCGUCUGUUAGUAAUCUCCGUGGAGCUAAGUGUCCUACUAUUAAUUUUUCUGGUGUUACUCUGUGUUUUUCUGUGACGCUGAUUCUUGAAGUAUAAAUCUAACAUUGUGGGAGGUAUA